Messenger RNA from Microdochium trichocladiopsis, 858 nucleotides. RefSeq lists its product as uncharacterized. The coding region runs from base 131 to 619 and encodes 162 amino acids. The transcript has a single exon. Lineage: Eukaryota; Fungi; Ascomycota; Sordariomycetes; Xylariales; Microdochiaceae. The record is from RefSeq and is a predicted model, not a curated record.
CGGAACUUUUCCGUCCACGUUGUUUUCGGGGUGUGGCCUCGAGGCUGCCACGCCGGGGUGAGUUCCGUGGUCGUCUCAGAGCCAAGAUGGCUGGCUCGCGAACGCUGCAUCCCAAGUUUCUCAAGACCGCAUGAGACAUGAAUGCUUCAGGGUGGUGCCGACUCGCUCCCAAGUGCCUGCCUUUGUCCCUUUCCCAGCACGACGCCAAAAUCACUCAGACACCCGUCCGCGUUUGCUCUUCGCCUCUUCCCCCAAGGAGACGGCAAAGAAGAGCACAGCCUUCACUCGAAGCACAGGCAAUCGUUAUGUCACAUACUUGAUAUGCAAUAUGCCAUGCCACACGAAGACCGCGACAGAUGACGAGCCAUGCCGAACCACUCAUCGUUACCUGCUGCGGCGAACCGCACAGCGAAACGCACUCAAGGAUAGCAGUCCGGAAGUGGUCUUUCGGAGCUGCGACGUAGCCAUCCUCGAGGGGCAACGAACCCCCCUCCCCUGCGCCACCAGGCCGCCCAUGAAGUUCCAUACUGCGGCCUUAGCCAUCGUCCGUGAAAUGUGCAGUAUUCGCUUCGCUGGCCUCGCCUCUGACCUGGUAGGCCCGACGAUGAAAAAUACAUGAUGGACGUGGAGAAAGCCUACGGAGCUGGGCAAGUAUAAUUCGAUUCUUUGCGCGAUACUAAUACUAGACUAGCGACUUACUCUAUGGUAAAAUGUGUUUUCGUGUCACUUUCGCGCAUUCGAAGCUGUUCACACAUGAUGACGAGAAUGGCGCCUCCAGAUAAUGUAGGAAGGGAGUAUCGGACUUCCUCCAGCUCACUUGGCUGCCACAGGAAAGCAACUAGCGCCUCCAAUGGCAAU